Limanda limanda (common dab) is the source of this 5073-nucleotide messenger RNA. RefSeq names its product neurexin 2b (gene nrxn2b). The transcript has 22 exons. Lineage: Eukaryota; Metazoa; Chordata; Actinopteri; Pleuronectiformes; Pleuronectidae. The record is from RefSeq and is a predicted model, not a curated record. Bases 1 to 5073 code for a protein of 1690 amino acids.
AUGACAAGGGGGCUAAGAUUCCUGGGUUGGCCCCUGUGGCCUCUGGCCCUCCUCAGCCUACUCAGUGCAGUGACAAUGCUGGAAUUUGGUGGGGCGCCUGGUCAAUGGGCACGCUAUGGCCGCUGGGAAGCUGGAUCAGUGGGCGAGCUGAGCUUCAGUCUCAAGACCAACAUUAGCAAAUCCUUGGUGCUCUACCUGGACGAUGGUGGCAACUGUGACUUCUUGGAGCUGCUGAUUGCUGGCGGGCGCCUCCAGCUGCGCUUUGCCAUCCACUGUGCCGAGCCGGCCACUUUGCACAUGGAGACAGGAGUGAAUGAUGACCGCUGGCACAUGGUCCUGCUCACCCGCAACUUUCGUGAGACCCUCCUGAUGGUCGACGGAGAAACCAAGGUGGCUGAGGUCAAGUCCAAGAGGAAGGAGAUGGCGGUGGUCAGUGACCUGUUUGUAGGCGGCAUCCCACCCGAUGUGCGCCUCUCUGCGUUGACGUCCAGUACUGUAAAGUACGAGCCACCCUUCCUGGGCUUGAUCUCCAAUCUGAAGGUCGGGGAGAUGCCUCCUACUUUGUUGAAUAGCCAGGGCAUUCAGAGCGACCUGGAGUACCUCUGCACCAAACAGAACCCGUGCUUCAACGGAGGGUUUUGCUCUAUUCAGUAUGGAGAAGUUCACUGUGACUGCACCCACACCCGCUUCAAGGGGAAGUACUGCAAAGAAGCUGAAGAGUAUGCUGUUGAAGGUCUGGCGCACCUGACGUUAAACGACCAAGGUGACUCAUCUCAAGCCGGUAAGGAAGAGUCGGUGGCCACCUUCAAGGGCAACGAGUUCUUCUGCUACGACCUGUCGAUGACGCCCAUCCAGAGCAGCACCGACGAGAUCACGCUGUCCUUCCGCACGCUGCAACGCAACGGCCUCAUGCUCCACACCGGGAAGUCGGCCGACUACGUGAACCUCUCCUUGAAGAGCGGAGCCGUGUGGCUGGUCAUCAACCUGGGCUCGGGGGCCUUCGAGGCCCUGGUGGAGCCCGUCAACGGCAAGUUCAACGACAAUGCCUGGCAUGACGUGCGCGUCACCCGCAACCUGCGCCAGCACGCAGGCAUUGGACACGCUAUGGUAAACAAACUGCAUUAUAUGGUGACCAUCUCAGUGGAUGGUAUAUUGACCACCACUGGUUACACCCAGGAGGAUUACACCAUGUUGGGCUCUGACGACUUCUUCUACAUCGGAGGGAGCCCCAACACCGCUGACCUGCCCGGAUCGCCAGUCAGCAACAACUUCAUGGGCUGCCUUAAAGAUGUGGUCUACAAGAACAACGAUUUUAAGCUGGAGCUCUCACGGCUGGCCAUCGAGCGCGACCCUAAGAUCAGCCUGAACGGUGACCUGGUGUUCCGCUGCGAGGACGUGGCAGCCCUAGACCCUGUCACCUUCGAGACCCCCGAGUCCUUCAUCUCCUUGCCCAAGUGGAACACCAAGAAGACGGGCUCCAUCUCCUUUGACUUCCGCACGACGGAGCCCAGCGGCCUCCUGCUCUUCAGCCACGGCCGUCCCCCGAGUCCCAAAGAGCAGAAGCCCGGUCGGGAGCUGAAGACAGAUUACUUUGCCAUGGAGCUGCUGGACGGGUAUAUGUACCUGCUGAUCGAUAUGGGCUCCGGGAAAACGAAGCUGAAGGCCAGCAACAAGAAGGUCAAUGAUGGUGAAUGGUGCCAUGUGGAUUUCCAGAGGGAAGGAAGGAAAGGAUCUAUCUCAGUAAACAGCCGCAGCAUGCCCUUCAGCUCCCCAGAGGGCAGUGAAAUCCUGGACCUGGACAGUGAUAUGUUCCUGGGCGGGCUGCCGGAGUUUAAGACCGACCUCAUCCUGCCGCCAGAGGUUUGGACAGCGCUGCUGAACUACGGCUACGUGGGCUGCGUCCGCGAUCUCUUUAUCGACGGCAAGAGCCGCGAUGUCCGCCGCCUGGCUGAGAUCCAGAGUGCGCUGGGUGUGAGCAGCUUCUGCACGCGGGAGCUUCAAAAGCGCUGCAGCAGCACUCCGUGUGGCAAUGGAGGUCUGUGCAAAGAGGGCUGGAACCGCUACAUAUGCGAUUGUACCAGCACUGGAUACCUGGGCACCAACUGUGAGAUAGAGGCGACGGUGCUGAGUUACGAUGGCAGUAUGUACCUGAAGAUCAUCAUGCCAGUCACCAUGCACACGGAGGCCGAGGAUGUGGUGCUGCGCUUCAUGUCUCAGCGGGCCUACGGCCUGCUUAUGGCCUCCACCUCCAAGGAGUCGGCAGACACCCUGCGCCUGGAGCUGGACGGAGGCCGAGUCAAGCUCACCGUGAACCUCGAUUGUAUCAGGAUAGACUGUAGCCUCAGCAAAGGACCGGAGAUACUGUUUGCGGGGCAGAAGCUGAACGACAACGAGUGGCACGCAGUGAAGGUGGUGCGAAGAGGCAAGAGCCUGCAGCUGUCUGUGGAUAAUGUCACAGUGGAAGGUCAGAUGACGGGUGCCCACACACGUCUCGAGUUCCACAACAUCGAGACGGGCAUCAUGACUGAGCGUCGCUUCAUAUCUGUAGUGCCUUCAAACUUCAUUGGCCAUCUCCAGGGCCUGACCUUCAAUGGCCUGCCAUAUCUAGACCAGUGUAAAAACGGCGACAUCUCCUACUGCGAGCUGAACGCCCGCUUCGGCAUGCGCCACAUCAUUGCAGAUCCGGUGACGUUUCGAACGAAAGGCAGCUACUUAGCGUUAGCAACGUUACAAGCUUACGCCUCGAUGCACCUCUUCUUUCAGUUCAAAACUACCACGCCCGACGGCCUGAUGCUUUUCAACUCUGGAGACGGGAGCGACUUCAUUGUUGUGGAACUGGUGAAAGGGUAUGUCCACUACGUCUUUGACCUUGGCAACGGGCCGUCGCUGAUGAAGGGCAACUCAGACAAGCCGCUCAAUGACAACCAGUGGCACAACGUGGUGGUCUCCCGGGAUGCCAACACCUUGCAUACGCUAAAGAUCGACUCACGCACCGUUACUCAGCACUCCAAUGGAGCCCGUAACCUGGACCUCAAAGGGGAGCUGUACAUCGGUGGCGUGACGAAGAACAUGUACAGCAAUCUGCCCAAGCUCAUUGCGUCCCGGGAUGGGUACCAAGGUUGUCUGGCCUCCGUGGACCUGAAUGGGAGACUGCCCGACCUGAUCGCGGAUGCCCUCCACAGGGUGGGUCAGGUGGAACGAGGCUGCGAUGGACCCAGUACCACCUGUACGGAGGAGUCCUGCUACCAUCAGGGGGUGUGUCUCCAGCAGUGGGAGGGCUUCACCUGCGACUGCACGAUGACGUCCUAUGGUGGCUCAUUCUGCAAUGACCCUGGGACAACUUACAUCUUCGGGCGUGGCGGAGCCCUCAUCACAUAUACCUGGCCACCCAAUGACCGGCCGAGCACACGGGCAGACCGGCUGGCGGUGGGCUUCAGCACGCAGCUGAAGGAAGCCAUUCUGGUCAGGGUAGAGAGUGCCAAGGGACUGGGAGAUUACCUGGAGCUGCACAUAGAACGGGGAAAGAUCGGCGUGAUCUUCAACGUGGGAACGGAUGACAUAAUCAUCGAGGAGAGCGCGGUGAUGGUGAGCGACGGCAAAUACCAUGUGGUGCGUUUCACACGCAGUGGUGGCAAUGCCACACUACAGGUGGACAACCAGCCCGUCAUCGAACGUUUCCCCUCAGGGAACUUUGAUAAUGAGCGCCUGGCUAUUGCUAGACAAAGAAUCCCAUACCGACUCGGUCGGGUAGUUGAUGAGUGGCUACUCGACAAAGGUCGCCAGUUGACCAUCUUCAACAGCCAGGCGUUCAUCAAAAUUGGUGGUGGUGGAGAGACGGGGCGCCACUUCCAGGGCCAGAUCUCAGGUCUGUACUACAAUGGCCUGCAGGUGCUCAAACUGGCAGCAGAGGCCGACCCCAAUGUCCAGACCCAGGGUAACCUGCGGCUGGUGGGUGACGUGCCCUCAGUGCUCACCACUGACACCACCUCCACCACCCCGCUGGCUGACAUGUCCACCACAAUCAUGGAAACAACCACAACCAUGGCAACAACCACAACCCGCAAACAGCGCUCGCCCACCAUGAGGGACAGUGUGACACAGAAUGCGGAUGACAUUUUGGUAGCAUCAGCCGAGUGUCCUAGCGAUGACGAAGAUUUGGAGGAGUGUGAGCCUGGAAACGGAGGUGAAUUAGUGUUGCCAAUAAUAACAGUGGACUCCCUAGACCCCCCAUCCAUCGCCACCCACUACCCAGUAAUCCCCCCGCCCCCAACCACCUACCGCCCUUUCCUCACCCUGCUCGAAACCACCAAAGAGUCCUUCCCCGUGCCCAACGGCCGGCCCCCAUGCCCCCUGGACCAGGAGGACUGUGAGGAGAACAUCGAAGUGUCGGCCUACGGCUCGGGGGAGAUGACUGAGUCUGAUGACGAGGACUAUUACAAAAACUCGCACCUGGUCACCGACAGGACUGUGCUCCCUCCUCCCCCGGCCGCCGAGGGUGGCGUCCAGAACCCCCGCGACCGCCAUUUCUCCCGCUUUCCCAACUCACACCGCCCACCUCUCGCCUCCACCCCCACGGCCAACCCCGACCAACUCAGCCCGCGCAUCAAGCCGGCUGCUGGCGGCAGCAGUAGUAGCAACAACAACAUCCCUGCUGGGAAAAUGAACACCCGGGACCAAGUGCUGCUGCCGCCAGCCCACCCCUCUUCAGACCCGGGCCACCGUAGAGUCCCUGGAAUAACCUACCCCCCAAAUUUCCCUCAUGUUCCCACUCCAGAUCCCACGUCUCCUGAGAGAGGGCUCCCAGGCGCUGUGGAGGUCCAGCAGUCCAGCAGCACCACAGGAAUGGUGGUAGGCAUCGUGGCAGCCGCUGCACUCUGCAUCCUCAUCCUGCUCUACGCCAUGUACAAGUACCGCAACCGCGACGAGGGCUCCUACCAGGUGGACCAGAGCCGCAACUACAUCAGUAACUCAGCCACGCAGAGCAACGGCACCCUGGUGAAGGAGAAACAGCCCAGCACUGCCAAGACGGUUACCAAGAACAAGAAAAACAAAGACAAAGAGUACUACGUCUGA